This is a messenger RNA of Verticillium nonalfalfae, 1902 nucleotides long. RefSeq lists its product as uncharacterized. Bases 1 to 1902 code for a protein of 633 amino acids. The transcript has 6 exons. The record is from RefSeq and is a predicted model, not a curated record. Lineage: Eukaryota; Fungi; Ascomycota; Sordariomycetes; Glomerellales; Plectosphaerellaceae. Gene Ontology annotation, molecular function: oxidoreductase activity, acting on paired donors, with incorporation or reduction of molecular oxygen; iron ion binding; heme binding.
AUGUGCUUCGGAGGCUCUUCUCGACGCAGGACCGGCGGCGGCAUGAUGGGCGGCGGCAUGGGCGGCGGACGCCUGGGUGCUCGGCCCGUCGUCAAGGAGACCCACCACCACCACCACGGCGGCGGCAUGGGCGGUGGACGCAUGGGCGGAGGUCGCAUGGGCGGCGGCGGCAUGCUCGGCGGCAUGGGCGGUGGUCGUCGCAUGGGCGGUGGUGGCAUGGGCCGCCGACCCGUCGUGAACCAGCUUCAAGAGAAGCUCUGCGAUCAACAACCACAAACCUCCACACCAUCAACAAACACGAUGGAGUCCUCAUCUUCGGCGCCAACACAGCCUCCACUGCUGGGAUCAUGGGCUGAAUCGACCCGGAUGGCUCAUCUGGACGCCCAGCAGUUGCUCUAUCUCGGCCUUGCACUCUUUGUCGCCUUGGCCUCCUGUGUCAGGGCACUUGGGAGCAAAGAAGAAAGCAUUCCGUGCUUGAGCCCCUCCAAAAGACCUCUGAUCUUCGGCAAAGAUCCCGUUGCUUCAAAAAGCUUCAUAAAGAACGCCCGAGGGAUGUUGGCCGAGGGUCGGAAACGAUUCCCAGGCCAGCCUUUCAGGAUCACGUCCGACUCGGGCGAGACGACCAUUCUCCCGCCCUCGCUCAUCAAUGACAUUCGAAACGAGCCUGGCUUGAGCUUCAUCGAGGCCAUUUCGGAAACCUUCCAUACUCACCUGCCCGGAUUCGAACCCUUUGCGACGGGCAACAGGGCCGACUCGCUCAUCCAGGUAGUGGUGAGAAAGCAGCUAACCAAGCUUCUCAACCAGGUGACAGAACCACUCUCUGAAGAGACGAGCUUUGCCACAGAGUUGGCCUUUGGCAAGUCAGCAGAAUGGAAAGAGUUUGUUCUGAAAACAGAGAUUCUCGACCUCGUAGCCCGUCUGUCUUCGCGCGUCUUUCUCGGCCCCGACGUCGCCCGCAACGAAGACUGGCUCUCCAUUACCAAAUCGUACACCAUCCACGGCUUCCUCGCCGCAGAGCAGCUCCGCAACUACUCGCCCUGGUGGCGCCGCCUCGCCAACCAGUUCCUGCCGGAGUGCAGGCUGGUGCGGCGGCAGCUCGUCGAGGCCCGCGCCAUCAUCGGGCCCGUGGUCCAGAAGCGGCGGGACGACCGCCAGCAGGCCGUCGACCGGGGUCUGCCGCCGCCGGUGUUUAACGACGCCCUCGACUGGUUCGAGGCCGAGAGCCACGGCAGCGCGUACGACGCCGCCAUCUGCCAGCUGUCCCUCUCCACCGCGGCCAUCCACACGACGACGGACCUGCUGACCGAGGUCAUGUUCAACAUUGCCAAGCACCCGGAAAUCGUCACCGACUUGCGGCAAGAGAUUGUCAGUGUCCUCACGGCAGAGGGCUGGAAGAAGACGGCGCUCUACAACCUCAAGCUCCUCGACAGCGUCGUCAAGGAGUCGCAGCGCAUGCGCCCCGUUGGACUAGUCUCCAUGAUGCGCACAGCCACGCGUGACGUGCCCCUCUCGAACGGCAUGGUCCUCCGCAAAGGCCAGCGCACCGCCGUCGACAUGGCGCAGAUGCGCGACCCGAACGUCUACGACGACCCCGAUACCUUUGACGCCUAUCGCUUCGUCCGCAUGCGCGAUACGCCGGGCCAGGAGAACCAGGCGCACUUUGUCAGCACGGGCCCGGCGUCGCUGGGCUUCGGCCACGGACAGCACGCGUGCCCGGGGCGGUUCUUCGCCGCCAACGAGGUCAAGGUCGCGCUGUGCCACCUGGUGAUGAAAUAUGAGUGGAGAUUGGCCCCGGGCUGCGAACCCAAGGCGGCUGAGUUCGGCUUCUCGUUGGCCGUGGACAUGAAUGCCAAGGUGUUGAUGCGCAGGCGGGAGCCCGAGUUGGAUAUCGAUGCGUUGUAG